UGGAAUUAUAUAAUAUUUUUGACAAAAAGGUAAUUAUGAACAUCGGUGAAGAAGACUUUGAACUUAGCUAUGCUGACGAUAAAUCACGCAAAAACGAUUCAAAUAUACCCAUUAGAGCUGGUGGGUCAAAACAAGCAUCGAAUAGGAAAAGAGCCCGAAAUUUCGAAAAUUAUCAGAAAGAGGGUUCAAAUUUAAAAAGAGCUAAACAUAGUAAUGCUGAGCACGAUCAGGUUUUCCACAGAAAUGCUGAAGAAGUAAAAACUGAACAUCACCAACAACUUAUUAAAGAGUACAAUAAUAUGAAGAGGGUCUAUGAGGAAGAAAGAGUAAACCAACAAUCCCAUCUCUAUCUUAGAAGAAUGGCUCACGAUACUACCAAAAAGAUACCAGGAUUAUCCAAAUAUCCACUUUUGCAGUUCCUAGUAAAUGCCUCCAAAAUUAUGAUGCUCAAUGAAUUCGAGAUAAUUGCUUGGGCUCUUUGGCUAGAUGAUAUUCAACUUGUAGAUGAUGAGUUUACUGUUGAAGAAAAGACUCUUUUCACUGCCCUAUACGUCAAAGGUACCUUAAAUAACAGCAAGCACCUUAUGACUGUUCUUCAAGAGUUCCUUUCAUACAUUCAAAACUUCAUCAAUAAGUUUAACGCUUGGGUUGACAAAAACUCUGAUACAUUCCAACCUGAUCCAAUCGCUAUGAACUUCAAGUAUAUUGAGUUAAGCAGGCCCUAUAACCCCAGGAUGGAGCAAGAUUUCGUUGAAUACAAUCAUGUUGUGGACGAAAUUCUCCAAAUUUCACCACCGUACACCAACGAAUCAAAACACGCACCCAAAUAUUCGGCUCCUGAGAUAAAACCAGGAGGAGAGAUCCCUGGUAUUUUAAACUCAAGGCAAAUGCAGCCAAUCGGUAUUGACAAACUCCUGCUAAAGCCCGAGCCCAGCAGGAACGAGUUAAUGCCAAUGAGAGACUUCUCAGCAGGCUCUUUCAGCUACUACCCCAAUUACGCACAAGAUAGAAGCGGAAGUAUGGACUUAAAGAACAUUGGCAUCAACAAGAGUGCAGCUAAGGGAGGAAUAUCAGGCAUCAUCAACUCUCUUAAAGACCUCUAUGAUAUGGACGAGAAUGCUCCUCAGCAGCCGUCCAUGAGUGCCCUAGAUUCUUUGUUCCAAAACAUCAAGAGUAACAACAACUCGAGAAUACUUCAUCAGGAUCUCUCUAAGAACAAAUCAAACGUAGAACUCAAGAACCAGACAUAUAACUUCAUUCAAGAGCGUCUAAGUAACAAGCCUGGAGGGCUUGUGAAGAUAAAUUUGAAUGAACUUCCAAGGGAAAACGAUGAUUAUCAGGUAUUUGAUCAGGAGCCUAGCUUUGAAAGAUCUGGAGCUAAUAUUAUCAAAUCCAGCUCAAUGAUUCCUCUGUUUGAAGGAAGCUCUAACAAGCCCAUGAAGAAAGAUUAAAUUUAUUAAUAUUAAUUUCAGUGCCAAUUAUAG
Messenger RNA from Moneuplotes crassus, 1484 nucleotides. Lineage: Eukaryota; Ciliophora; Spirotrichea; Euplotida; Euplotidae. The record is from the annotation of a GenBank genome assembly.